AUGGAUUCCAACAUGGAGAGGACAGGACAAUUCAAUCCCGGGUUUCAAAGCCGACGUCCGGUACCAAUUCCUGUUACGAUGCCCCAGCCAGAGAGUGCAAUCCCCGAACCAAAAGCAAUGUAUGAUCCUGCACAAGUGGGUGGUGUUGACCAGAAUGAUGAUUUAUGUUCCUGGGAAAGUAUUGAUAAUCAGCUGAGUGAUGACGAUGACGAUUUUUCGUCUUGGGAAACUAUUCCUUACAGUCCUUGUGCAACCCCUAAUUCCAUUGAAAGCAAUUCUGCACUGCCCUCUCCUUCUUGUUGUCUGUUCUCGCCGUCAACUACUCCGUUGCCUUCACCUAUUCCGUCAUCCUCUCCUGCUUUUACUUUGUUGCCUCCUCCUUGUGAUCCAUCCUCGCCGUUAACUACUCCUCCAUCUUCUCCUACCUUUACUUUGUUGCCUUUACCUUCUCCGCCAUCUUCUCCUGCUUUAACUUCAUUGUUGUAUCGAUAUCCUCCGCCUCCUUAUUUUGUUCCAUUUACGCCUUCAAGCAGUACUGAACCGGCGUCAUCAUAUCCCACUUAUACUCCAUUGCCACCUCCUUAUUAUGAUGCUCCUCCAUUUUUUCCCUCAUACACUCCAUGGCCAUCUCCUUAUGAUAAUCGAUGCUCUUUAUAUACUCCACUUUAUCCCGCUAAUAUCCCACUGCUCUCUCCUCACUAUGGUCUGCACUCACCCUUAAAUACCCCAUCAUCUUCUUCUCCCACUUGUACACCAUUGCUGUAUCGUUAUCUUGGUUCGAACUUGCCUUGGAACGCUCCAUCAUGA
Molecule: messenger RNA, 807 nt
Organism: Pyrus x bretschneideri (Chinese white pear)
Lineage: Eukaryota; Viridiplantae; Streptophyta; Magnoliopsida; Rosales; Rosaceae
Product: extensin-like
Exons: 1
Coding region: 1-807 (268 amino acids)
Source: RefSeq, a predicted model, not a curated record